CUUCUGCAACAGACACGUAAAAACUCAGUCACUACAACAUGACUGCAGCUGCUGAUAUUUCACACAUCCCGAUCAUUGACUUUUCUUUGUUCAAAAGCGACCCUACCCAGUGUGGCAAGCUUAUUCUCGAUGCUGCUCAGAACGUUGGCUUCUUCUACCUCCGUAACUUUGGUUUCACUCGGGACGAAGUUGAAGAGAUGUUUUAUUUGAGCAAGGAUUUCUUCGACACGCCCAAGGACGAUAAAAGCAAUUAUGCUAUUGACAAAGACAAUCUUGGCUAUUCUGCCGUGCGACAAGAAGCUGUGGAUCCAGUCAACUAUAGUCAAGGCGAUUUUAAAGAAUCGUUUCAUAUUGCAAAGUUCAAAGGUGACGAUCCAUCACAGCCGUUGCCUCCAGUUUUCGAUGCUCAGAAGGAAAAAGUAAACAAGUUUGUGCGGGGAUGUCACACUAUUGUUACUCAAAUCAUGGAAUGUCUGGCUAUUGCUUUGGAGAUCCCCGAGUCCGAAGGUGGUCGCACUUGGUUCUCGAGCCGGCAUGCAUACGAUAUGCCAUCCAAUGACGUGCUGCGCGUCCUGCACUACCCAGCCCUGGAUCAUCCGAACAAGGUUGACGAUAUCCGCAUUGGCCGUCACUCUGACUAUGGCUCACUGACCUUACUUUUCCAAAACGGCAUUGGAGGGCUCCAAAUCCAAGCCAACCGUGAUGCACCUGAUGAAAAAAGCAUCAAAUGGCUGGAUGCGCCCGUGGUGGACGACUGCCUUACUGUCAAUCUAGGCGAUUGUCUCGAAUACUGGACGUGUUCCCUCUUGCGUUCGACAAAGCAUCGUGUCAUCUUUACACCUGCUACGCAAAUGAAACCACGGUACAGUAUGGCCUAUUUCUGUCAAGGCGGUCAAGCAAAACUGGAGCCUGUGCCAAGUCGAUUCAUUCCCAAAUCUCAAAUGCAAUCGCUCAAGACGAGUGAUGAUCAAGAUGAAACUUCGUCAUUAACAGCUGCUCAACACUUGGAAAUGAGACUUAAUGCAACUUAUAGUAGCUACUAACAAAAAUCCAUCCCCACCAAUAACCUGUGUACUCGUUUUUUUUCCCUACCCCACUUUCUUCCAUCCCCUUAAAAACAAUUUGCAGAUCCAAAAAAUUCACUGUGCGUCAGAACUAUUAGCAAAAAGAAGAUUGCCACCAAAGGAGUGUUGCGGGUAGUAGUAGUAAUGGUGUCUGAUAGAUGAUAUUCAGAAAGAAGGAAGAGGAGGAAGAAAAUGCGUUAGGAGGAGAAGAGGAAGUCGAAAUUAUUUUUAGUAUUAAGGCCAGCAGACACAAAACUCUCUAAUAAUAAAG
Molecule: messenger RNA, 1335 nt
Organism: Zychaea mexicana
Lineage: Eukaryota; Fungi; Mucoromycota; Mucoromycetes; Mucorales; Lichtheimiaceae
Exons: 6
Coding region: 39-1043 (334 amino acids)
Molecular function (GO): dioxygenase activity
Source: RefSeq, a predicted model, not a curated record